GGCGUGCAGCGCGCUGCCCAGGGGGCGGGGGCAGUGGAGCCUGUCGCUUCAGGAAGGCGGAAGUGAGGAGGUUGCUCGCGGCGUGAGUGGCUUGCGGCGUCUGAGUUCCCGAACCCGCUGUCUGGUAAAAUAUGGCUAAAAGUUUACGGAGUAAGUGGAAAAGAAAGAUGCGUGCUGAAAAGAGAAAAAAGAAUGCCCCAAAGGAGCUCAGCAGACUUAAAAGUAUUCUUAAAGUAGAUAGUGAUGUUUUAAUGAAAGACGUUCAAGAGAUAGUAACUGUGGUGGAACCUAAACAUUGUCAAGAGAAAACGCAGUGUUUGGUGAAAGAAGAAACAGAUGACAUGAAAAUGGAGACUGAUAUUAAGAGAAACAAAAAGACUCUUCUAGACCAGCAUGGACAGUACCCUAUAUGGAUGAACCAGAGGCAAAGAAAAAGGCUGAAAGCAACUCGAGAGAAAAAGAAGGGGAAGAGCAAAGCAAAAGCCAUGAAGGCAGCGAAGGGUUUGGCCUGGUAGACUCUGCAAAACUUGGAAAACCCCACAUGGGGCUGAUCUUUAAUUUGGAUGUAUACCUUGAUUUCAGCUUCCACCAAAUGAAAACUUGGUUUCCAUUUUUUUAGCUUGGUCUUUUUCUUCAAUUCAAACUCAAUGCAACUCCUCAAAAUUUGUUUCAGUAACCUGAAUAAAAUUUUUUUUUUUGAUGAA
Messenger RNA from Camelus dromedarius (Arabian camel), 704 nucleotides. It is a transcript of the gene LLPH, whose product is annotated as LLP homolog, long-term synaptic facilitation factor. Gene Ontology annotation, biological process: dendrite extension. Lineage: Eukaryota; Metazoa; Chordata; Mammalia; Artiodactyla; Camelidae. The record is from RefSeq and is a predicted model, not a curated record. Gene Ontology annotation, cellular component: nucleolus. Bases 132 to 515 code for a protein of 127 amino acids. The transcript has 3 exons. Gene Ontology annotation, molecular function: RNA binding.